Molecule: messenger RNA, 2188 nt
Organism: Salvelinus sp. IW2-2015
Lineage: Eukaryota; Metazoa; Chordata; Actinopteri; Salmoniformes; Salmonidae
Product: ATP-sensitive inward rectifier potassium channel 15
Biological process (GO): potassium ion import across plasma membrane; regulation of monoatomic ion transmembrane transport
Cellular component (GO): plasma membrane
Molecular function (GO): inward rectifier potassium channel activity
Source: RefSeq, a predicted model, not a curated record
CAUUGUUCAUAUAUCUUGGCAGCACCAGCCCUCAGCUCAGUUAAUGACAAACGCAAGGAGCUCUUAUCUGCACAUCUUGUAACUUAAACCAAGGUCACAGAGCAAUAGUUACACAGAGGAUUGCAUUAAAUCUGGAGAGACACUUCUUGUGUUUUCCAAUUACACAGAUUCCUCAUUGGCUAGACAUGGGUUAUGGGUCCCCACUCCCCAUUUCCCUACARACAUGCGCAUUGCAAAAUAUUUUUUAUGUGAUGAUUUAAGAUAUGGUGUGAUUGUGACUUGACUUGCCAUUUUAUUAAUUAAAUAAAUGUCAUUAUAUAUUUAACCCAAUUUCGUUGCCAAUUUUCCAUUUGUCUUUAGCUGUCAACAACAUCAUACAGUAUCUUCCCUUUAAUUUUCUGGUCAAUGAUUUAGAAUGUCUGACAGUACAUUAUUAGUCAUUGGAGAUAGUAAAUCAGGGUGUGUGUAUAAAGCAACAACAAUCAUAUAUGGAACUACAAAACAAACCAUGAGGUCAGAGAAGGAAAAAAAUGUGACAAGGAGCACUUGUUGCCAUACCUACCCCUGGUUUGGUGGGGUAAAUAGGUGGAGUUUAAUAAAAGCUGACCUACAGGUAGCCAAGAACUCAUUGAAGGAGUUUUCUUCCUUCUCUCUCCUUUUUGUUCUCACAAACUGUCCUAAAUAUAAUUAUGCCAAAGUUCAAUGUGCAUAAGCAAGGGCAAUAGAGGAGUGGGGACAUUGUGGAACUCUCCAGGAAGGGUAUUACAGCAGGUUCAUGUUGCAGAUUAUAACUACUGAGAACAAGUGAAGCCACACACCUGAGAAGGCAACAACACUAAAUGGUGACAAACUGCCAACCAAAGAGAACACACUUAAGACCAAGAUGACCACCAAGAAGGCAGAUUUCCAGCGGAGGAUUGUCUCCAAGGAUGGACACAACCAAGUGCGCAUUGACAAUGUGGAGGGCAUGGUAAAGCUCUAUCUCCACGACAUCUGGACCACGGUGGUGGACAUGAAGUGGCGCUACAAGCUCACACUGUUCUCCUCCACCUUCGUCAUGACCUGGUUCUUCUUCGGCGUAAUAUUCUACUUCAUCGGCAUGGGCAACGGUGACUUCAAGGGUGAGCUGCUGUCCAACCACACGCCGUGCAUCAUGAAUGUUGAGACCCUUACCGGCGCCUUCCUCUUCUCCCUGGAGUCGCAGACCACCAUUGGCUACGGUUUCCGCUAUAUUACCGAUGAGUGUCCGCUGGCCAUCUUCGUCCUGGUGGUCCAGCUGGUCACCACGGGCCUGGCUGAGAUCUUCGUGACCGGGGCCUUCCUGGCCAAGCUGGCACGACCCAAGAAGCGGGCCGAGACUAUCAAGUUCAGCCAGUCGGCGGUGAUCUGCCGGCAUGAUGGCAAGCUAUGUCUGAUGGUGCGUGUGGCCAACAUGAGGAAAAGCCUGCUGAUCCAGUGCCAGCUGAUCGGCAAGCUGCUUUCACCCAACGUGACCGAGGAGGGCGAGAAGACUCUGAUCCACCAGACAGCUGUGGACUUCUACAUGGACUCAUGCGGGGAGUGCCCCUUCCUAAUCCUGCCCCUCACAUUCUAUCACGUGUUGGAUGAAGGCAGCCCGCUGGCGGGGCUGACCGCUGAGAGGUUGCGGACGCGCGACUUUGAGCUGCUGGUCACCCUCAACGCCACCAUGGAGUCCACGGCAGCCACGUGUCAGAGCCGCACAUCGUUCGUUCCCCAGGAGAUCCUGUGGGGCUACGAGUUCAAGCCCGUGCUCUUCAGCACCCCCAGUGGCCGGUACGUGGCCGACUUUAACUUCUUUGACAAGGUGCAGUUAAGCAGCGACCCGACACUCCUCAGCAACAACACAGAGAAGCUGAAACUGGAGGAGGUGUACAAGAAGGAAUAAGGGAGGACACUCAAACAUGUUGGACACACUGGUAAUAAGCAUGAUCCACUUUAAUGGUUGUUUUACCAUAGUUACUGUCUAGAAACAAUUUGGAAAUACACCCAGCUAGCAAAUUUGGUUCCUUGGAAGUUGUGGGAACGUAUGUUUUUGGUUUCACAUUGGUUAUGGGAAUGAAGCCAUAUGUUUCCAUAAGUUGAACAUUUUUCCUGUUCUGGGAACAUUUAUUUUUAGGUUGCAGGAAGGUCCUGAGAACGUUUUACUCUGGUUCCUUUAAAGUUUUUC